Apodemus sylvaticus (European woodmouse) is the source of this 1017-nucleotide messenger RNA. RefSeq names its product sperm tail PG-rich repeat containing 1 (gene Stpg1). Gene Ontology annotation, biological process: epigenetic programing of male pronucleus. The record is from RefSeq and is a predicted model, not a curated record. NCBI's taxonomy places the organism in Eukaryota, Metazoa, Chordata, Mammalia, Rodentia, Muridae. Gene Ontology annotation, molecular function: histone binding; chromatin binding. Gene Ontology annotation, cellular component: germinal vesicle; female pronucleus; male pronucleus. Bases 1 to 1017 code for a protein of 338 amino acids. The transcript has 8 exons.
AUGUCCCAGAAAUUUGCUAACGCGGACAACAUUCUCCUGAGAGAAGACCUUGGCAAACCUAACAAGCAUGUUCAGAAAGGUUUUACCGCUGCAUACCCAACUCAAUCCUCCAUUCCGUAUAGAUACAGGACGACAGUAAUUCCAGAAUCAGAAAAAAAGGGAUUUAACAGCCAAGCCAGGAGAUUUUAUAGCAAAAAGGAUGACAUCCCGGGCCCUGGGUUCUACAACGUCAUCCACCAGUCUCCAGUGUUCAACAGUGUCUCUCUCUCCAAGAGAGGAACCUGCACUUUCCCCUCCACGUGUGCCCGGCUGGGCACCGUCAUCUCUAAAAAUCCUGCUGCAAACGCAUAUACCAUCCGGUCGGAGUUGGUUUCCAAGAAGGACUUCAGCAAUUCCUGUUCCAGCAUGUUCCAGCUGCCAAGCUUCAUGAAAGUGGUCAAGUCUGAAACCCCUGCCCCAAACUAUUACAACGCCUCCAUCGCCUCCUGCAAACAGAAAAACAAUGUCUGCGCUCGAGCCGGGUUUCUAUCGAAAACGCCGAGAGGAUUCAUGCCCUCGUCUGGGUCUGGAGGGCCAGCCCCAGGGUAUUACAAUGUCAAUGAGUCCCUGGUGAAGCAAUCACCAAAGUGCUUAAUGUCCUGCUUCAAAUCCAAAACUGACCGUGGAUUAAAACCGAACUCAACAGGCCCAGGGCCCGGCUACUACAACCCGAACGAUCAAACCAAGAUUCUGAAAAAAGCUCAUCUCCCGAAAACUACGCUCCUGAAUUUUUCUGCCUACCCUCUGCCUCUGCCCCCAAAGCCACCUCUGCCUGGUCCUGGUCAGUACGAGAUUGUGAACUACGAGGGACCCCCUAAGCACUUCAUCUCCAGUGCAUCAUUUGUGUCCAAUACCAGCCGGUGGCCAAUGAAGUCAUCCAAACCAAACCUUCCUGGCCCAGCCACGUACAAGCCAGAGAUUCCGGGGAAGCAGUCCUUCCUCUACAAUGAAGAUAACAAAUGGAUCCCUGCGGUCUAG